AUGCAGCAAAUGCAUCUUUUCUGUUUUCAGUUGAUUUUCGUAACCCUGGGAUUGCUGGCCAGUGUAGCAGCCAAGCCAGCUGUGGAUCCAGCAUUGUUUCCUUCGGCAUCUCCUUUCGGAUUCUAUCCAGGAUCAGGUGGACCUUUCGCAGCCGCCUAUGCUGCUGGUGCUCCUUUGUAUAAUCCUUUGGGUGCAUCUCCUUUGGCCGUAUCCAGCAGCCAGCGCUUGGACUACUUUAACCAGUUUAAUGCCGCCUUUGCUCCGACUGCUCCUGCCCGCAUCCUGGCUACUGCUCCAUUCCCUGCAACUGGCGCCCGACUCAUCCAGCCAACUCGUUUCCUUGCUCCUGCAGUGCCAGCACCAUUUUUCUUUUAG
This is a messenger RNA of Drosophila sechellia, 375 nucleotides long. RefSeq lists its product as uncharacterized. The transcript has 2 exons. Lineage: Eukaryota; Metazoa; Arthropoda; Insecta; Diptera; Drosophilidae. The coding region runs from base 1 to 375 and encodes 124 amino acids. The record is from RefSeq and is a predicted model, not a curated record.